CCUAAGGGCAUCCCCUCUUAUCGAUAUCUUUCUUUAUCAUCGACUGGUGCUCAUUCAAUCAUUUCAAUUUUUUAAUUUUAUUUUUAAUUAUUUCUUGUUCAAAAUCUUUCCUUCUUUUGGUGGUAUAUAAAUGGUUAGUUAGCCGAUCAAAUAUUUUCAAGUCGCCACUUAAGAACAAGCAUAACCAAACCCACAAGUCAUAGACCAAAGGUUAGCUGUCCGCUCAAAAAUCCCAGAUGGAACCCUCUUUGUUUUACCAUAAUCAAUACCUAAAUUCAGAUCUCUCCCCUGAAUCUUCUUUUGGUUCUUUAGAUUCAUUUCCAUGGGAUGAUCUUUUUCAGAGCAGUUCCCUUCCUUUUAACACCAGUGACUCAGGGGAGAUGGUACUGUUUAAUGAUUUAGGCGCCGAUGGUGCCAAGGAGUCCUCGGAAUCUAAUUCCUCGAGUGGAAUUAAGGAAGAGGAAGUGACUUCAAAUGCCAAAGAAGAGGAGCCAAAGAAAGAGAAAUCCUACAGAGGGGUUAGGAGGCGGCCAUGGGGUAAAUAUGCUGCAGAGAUAAGGGAUUCUACAAGAAAUGGCGUCCGGGUUUGGCUAGGAACCUUUGAUAGUGCAGAGGCGGCUGCUUUGGCUUAUGAUCAAGCAGCAUUUUCCAUGCGGGGUUCGAUGGCUGUACUAAAUUUCUCUGUGGAGAUGGUGAGAGAAUCACUUGAAGACAUGAAGUAUAGAUGUGAAGAUGGGUGUUCGCCUGUGGUGGCACUUAAGAGGAGACACUCCGUGAGAAGAAAAUCAACAAGUAGGAAAAGUAAAGUGAAUCAAGUAGCUAAUACUAGACAACAAAAUGUGGUGGUUUUGGAGGAUUUGGGAGCUGACUACCUUGAAGAGCUUCUGAAUUCAUGUGAGAGCUCUAGUUCUUGGUGAAGUCAGACUGCUUUCAUCUCCUUAAUUCCUUUAUUUGUCAAUUACUUUCUUCUUUGCAGACCUUUGAUUUUGUUUUCUUUUUCCCUUGUCUUUCCUAAGAUGAGGAGAGGGGUAAUGUCGUGGCAAGAGUUUCUUUCCUUUCUUGUUGUCCAUCCUUAUUUCUACACACUCUGUAAAGUUUCUUUUUCAUUUAUUAGAGGAUAAAGUGAGUCUUGUAUCA
Molecule: messenger RNA, 1137 nt
Organism: Populus trichocarpa (black cottonwood)
Lineage: Eukaryota; Viridiplantae; Streptophyta; Magnoliopsida; Malpighiales; Salicaceae
Product: ethylene-response factor C3
Exons: 1
Coding region: 237-917 (226 amino acids)
Biological process (GO): regulation of DNA-templated transcription; ethylene-activated signaling pathway
Molecular function (GO): DNA binding; DNA-binding transcription factor activity
Source: RefSeq, a predicted model, not a curated record